Messenger RNA from Penaeus indicus, 9480 nucleotides. Its product is annotated as serine-aspartate repeat-containing protein I-like. Bases 1 to 9330 code for a protein of 3109 amino acids. The transcript has 5 exons. The record is from RefSeq and is a predicted model, not a curated record. Lineage: Eukaryota; Metazoa; Arthropoda; Malacostraca; Decapoda; Penaeidae.
AUGGUAAUUGUUCGCUAUUUUAUGACGGCUAUAGUGCGUCCAAUCUCAGGAAAGGAAAACCUGGCAACUCACCCGGAUUCUGUGUCUCACCAACAACAACCUCAGCCUCAGCAACAACAAAGACCUGGCUUUGGCUUCAGGAGGUUCUUCAGUGAGGUCAAAGAGGACAUCAAAAACUUUGUAACGGGGUCAGGGAAUAAUAUCGGGGCAACAAAGUUGUUGAAUAUCUGGAAUAUGGUCAACUAUAUUUCUUUUUCAAUAUCCUCCUUAACCAUCACAACUAUUAGUGGGCCCACUGGUGGUGUCCAAAGCCAAACUAAUUCCAGCUUAAAAAUCGAAGCAGACACGGAACCACCUUUAUCAUCGGACAGACAAGCAGAACAGGACCUCGAAUCAGUACAAACUUCUUUUACGUUUGAGACACAAGACCAAGAGUCUGACAAGGAAACGGAACAAAGCCAAGAUAUACAUGAAACUUAUGCAAAUAUGACACAAGGCCAAGAGCAUUCCCCUGUGCCUGACAAACAGACGCCACAGAACCAGGAACUACAAUCUCUUAACGCAAACGAGAAACAGGACCAAGAACACUUACAAUUCAUACAAACAGGACAAGACCUAGAACUACAACAAACUCCUGAUACACAUAAACAAAAUCAGGAGCAAGAAUCUAUGUCUGACAAAGCAGCAGAACAGGACCUCGAACCAACGAACUCAUUUGAGAGUCAAGACCGGGAGCCUUCACCUCUGUUUGGCAAGCAAAUUGAGCAGAAUGGAGAAUCGCUAGAAACUUCUGACACACAUCAGAAGCAAGAAUCACCCAUGCUUGAAAAGCAAGUGGAGCAGAGCCAUGAGCCUGUACAUAUUCCUGACACUCAUGAAAAACACUUGCUAAGAGAUAAUUAUGCGGAUGAUCGAAAACCACUGUAUCAAUUUUAUAUGCCAUUGAAUAAUGUUACUGGUUCGAUAGACAGAGCAAAAUAUGUACUUGACACUGGGGCCAAAAAUGUCAGAGAUGAUAAAGUUAAGACUGACAAUGCAGAAGUAAAAAACAACGAUUUUGAAGUCAAACCCAAUGAGACGGAUAACUUAGAAGUUAGUACCGAUAAUAUUGAAACCAAACCUGACACUACUGAAGUCAAGACUGAUAAUCCCGAAACCAAAGCAGAUGAUACUGAACUGAAGAAUGCUGAAUCUGGAGUCACGACUGAUGUCACUGAAGGCAAAGAAAAUGUUGAAGUCAAAAUUUAUGUUUCUGAAGUAAUGACCCCAACAGAAAUCAUGAAUGAAGAUAACACUGACUUCAGAGCAGAUUUUACUGAUAUCAAGGUUAAUGAAAAUGAUGUCAUCGCUGAUAAUACUGACUUCAGAACAGACGACGCUAAUAAGAAAGACGAUACUGAACAUCAAGUGGAAGUCACACCUGAUACCCAAGUGAAAGUCAAUGGAACAGGUUCCGGAAAUAUUCCUGAUGUCAAGGAUGACCAAAAUAGUGCCAAGACCGAUAGUACUGAAAGCAAAGCCAAUGAUGCUGAAGUCAGUUUCGUUAAAGCAGAAACCAGCUUAAAUAGUUUUUACUCCAAGACUGACAUUGCUGAAAUCAAGGCAGGAGACAGUGAAAUAAAAGCUGAAAAUAGAAUAACGACGGAAAUCAAUGUUAAUGACUCUGAAGCCAAGGCUGAUACUGAAGCCAAGGUUGAUCAUAUUGCAGAGAAUCCAAGAGAUGUUGAAGCCACGGCUGGCGACACAGGAGGCAAGACUGGUGACAUUUCUGAAGCAAAAAUUGAUAACACGGACACCAAGUUGGACAAUAUCGAACCUAACGUUGGUGAUACUAACGUUAAGGCUGAUAGAGGCAAGACUGGUGACAUUUCUGAAGCAAAAAUUGAUAACACGGACACCAAGUUGGACAAUAUCGAACCUAACGUUGGUGAUACUAACGUUAAGGCUGAUAGUACUGAAGCUCUGACUGAUGAUACUGAAGCCAAGAUUGAUGCAACUGAAGCAAAGACAGAUUCUACUGAAGCUAAGACUGACGAUACUGCAGCAAAGGCGGAUUAUGCAGAACCCAAGGCUAGUGAUACUGAAACGAAGGCUGAUAAUACUGAAACCAAGACGGAUGAUACUGAAGCCACUGCUGAUACGGUUGAAGCAAAGACGGAUAAUGCUGUAGAUAAAUCUAUAGCUGAAUAUAUAGAAGCCAAGGCGGGUGAUGCUGAAGCAAAUAUUGAUAGUAAUGAAGCCAAGGAAACUGAAACCAAAGCUGAAGCCAAGGCUGAAAAUAUAGAAACUAAAGCUCAUGAUACUGAAGCCAAGGCUGAUGAUACUGAGACCAAGGCUGAUGGUGCUACAGCAAAGGCUGAUAAUUCUGAAGCUAAUAUUGAUGAUAAUGAAGCCAAGGCUGAUAGUAUUGAGGCCAUGGCUGGUGGUGCUGAAGCAAAGGCUGACGAUGAUGAAGCCAAGAUUGAUGAUAUUGAAGCCAAGGCUGAUGCUAGCGAAGCAAAGACUGACGAUACUGAUGUCAAGGCUGAAGCCAAGAUUGAUGCUACUGAAGCCAAGGCUAAUGAUGCUGAAGCGAAGACUGAUGCUACUGAAGAUAUAGCUGAAGCUAAGAUUGAUGUUACUGAAUCUAAAGUUGAUGCUACUGAAGCCAAGACUAAUGCCAUUGAAGGAGAGCCUGGCAAUACUGAAGCAAAGGAUGAAGUCAACACAGAUGUUACAGAAAGUAAGACUAGCGAUACCGAAGCUAAAGCUGAAGUAAAGACUGAUACCAUCGACACCAAGGCUGAAGCUAAUACUGAUGACAAUGAAGUCAAGGCCGAAGCUAGUACCGAUGUCACUGAAGCCAAGGCUGAAGCUACUACCGAUGUCACUGAAGUCAAGGCUGAAGCCACUACCGAUGUUACUGAAGUGAAGCCUGAAGCUAAUGCCGAUGUCACUGAAGUGAAGCCUGAAGCUAUUACCUAUGUCACUGAAGUGAAGCCUGAUGCUAAUGCCGAUAUCACUGAAGCCAAGGCUGAAGCUACUAUCGAUGUCACUGAAGUGAAGCCUGAAACUAAUGCCGAUAUAACUGAAGCCAAGGCUGAAGCUACUACCGAUGUCACUGAAGUCAAGGCUGAAGCUACUACCGAUGUUACUGAAGUGAAGCCUGAAGCUAAUGCCGAUGUCACUGAAGUGAAGCCUGAAGCUAUUACCGAUGUCACUGAAGUGAAGCCUGAAACUAAUGCCGAUAUCACUGAAGCCAAGGCUGAAGCUACUACCGAUGUCACUGAAGUCAAGGCUGAAGCUGCUACCGAUGUUACUGAAGUGAAGCCUGAAGCUAAUGCCGAUGUCACUGAAGUGAAGCCUGAAGCUACUACCAAUGUCACUGAAGUGAAGCCUGAAACUAAUGCCGAUAUCACUGAAGCCAAGGCUGAAGCUACUACCGAUGUUACUGAAGUGAAGCCUGAAGCUAAUGCCGAUGUCACUGAAGUGAAGCCUGAAGCUACUACCAAUGUCACUGAAGUGAAGCCUGAAACUAAUGCCGAUAUCACUGAAGCCAAGGCUGAAGCUACUACCGAUGUCACUGAAGUCAAGGCUGAAGCUACUACAGAUGUCACUGAAGUCAAGGCUGAAGCUAAUGCCGAUGUCACUGAAGUGAAGCCUGAAGCUACUACCGAUGUCACUGAAGUGAAGCCUGAAGCUAAUGCCGAUGUAACGGAAGUCAAGGCUGAAGCUAAUGCCGAUGUAAAGGCUGAAGCUACUACCGAUGUCACUGAAGUGAAGCCUGAAGCUAAUGCCGAGAUCACUGAAGUCAAAGCUGAAGCUACUACCGAUGUUACUGAAGUGAAACCUGAAGCCAAUGCCGAUGUCACUGACGUGAAGCCUGAAGCCAAUGCCGAUGUCCCUGAAGUCAAGGCUGAAGCCAAUACCGAUGUCACUGAAGUGAAACCUGAAGCCAAUGCCGAUGUCACUGACGUGAAACCUGAAGCCAAUGCCGAUGUCACUGAAGUGAAGCCUGAAGGCAAUGCCGAUGUCACUGAAGUGAAGCCUGAAGGCAAUGCCGAUGUCACUGAAGUGAAGCCUGAAGCUACUACCGAUGUCACUGAAGUGAAGCCUGAAGGCAAUGCCGAUGUAACUGAAGUCAAGGCUGAAGCUAAUGCCGAUGUCACUGAAGUAAAGGCUGAAGCUAAUGUCAAUGUCACUGAAGUGAAGCCUGAAGCCAAUGCCGAUGUCACUGACGUGAAGCCUGAAGCCAAUGCCGAUGUCACUGAAAUGAAGCCUGAAGGCAAUGCCGAUGUCACUGACGUGAAGCCUGAAGCUAAUGCCGAUGUCACUGAAGUGAAGCCUGAAGGCAAUACCGAUGUCACUGAAGUCAAGGCUGAAGCCAAUGCCGAUGUCACUGACGCGAAGCCUGAAGCCAAUGCCGAUGUCACUGAAGUGAAGCCUGAAGCCAAUGCCGAUGUCACUGACGUGAAGCCUGAAGCCAAUGCCGAUGUCACUGAAGUGAAGCCUGAAGCCAAUGCCGAUGUCACUGAAAUGAAGCCUGAAGGCAAUGCCGAUGUAACUGAAGUGAAGCCUGAAGCCAAUAUCGAUGUCACUGAAGUCAAGGCUGAAGCCAAUGCAGAUGUCACUGACGUGAAGCCUGAAGCUAAUGCUGAUGUCACUGACGUGAAACUUGAAGGCAAUGCCGAUAUCACUGAAGUCAAGGCUGAAGCUAAUGCCGAUGUCACUGAAGUGAAGCCUGAAGCUACUACCGAUGUAGCUGAAGUCAAGGCUGAAGCUAAUGCCGAUGUCACUGAAGUCAAGGCUGAAGCCAAUGCCGAUGUCACUGAUGUGAAGCCUGAAGCCAAUGCCGAUGUCAUUGAAGUCAAUCCUGAAGCCAAUGCUGAUGUCACUGAAGUCAAGCCUGAAGGCAAUGCCGAUGUCACUGAAGUGAAGCCUGAAGGCAAUGCCGAUGUCAAGGCUGAAGCUAAUGCCGAUGUCACUGACGUGAAGACUGAAGCCAAUGCCGAUGUCACUGAAUUCAAGGCUGAAACUAAUAAUGAUGUCACUGAAGUGAAGCCUGAAGCUAAUGCCGAUGUCACUGACGUGAAGCCUGAAGUCAAUGCCGAUGUCACUGAUGUCAAGGCUGAAGCUAAUGCCGAUGUCACUGACGUGAAGCCUGAAGCUAAUGUCGAUGUCACUGAAGUCAAAGCUGAAGCUACUACCGAUGUAACUGAAGUGAAGCCUGAAGCUAGUACCGAUGUUACUGAAGUCAAGGCUGAAGCUAAUACCGAUGUCACUGAUGUCAAGGCUGAAGCUAAUGCCGAUGUUACUGAAGUGAAGCCUGAAGCUAAUGCCGAUAUUACUGAAGUCAAGGCUGAAGCUAAUGCCGAUGCUAUUGAAGUGAAGCCUGAAGCUAUUACUGAUGUCACUGAAGUUAAGGCUGAAUCUAAUAUCGAUGCAACUGAAGCCAAGGCUGAUGAUACUGAAGCAAAGAUUGUCACAGUUGACAAUACUGAAACAAAAGUUGAAUCCAACAUUGAUGUUCCUGAAGCCAAAGCAGACGACACUGAAGCAAAGAUAGAAACCAAUGUUGAUGUUACUGAAGCCAGAACAGACGAUGCUGAAGCCAAGGUUGAAGCCAAAAUUUAUGUUACUGAAACUAAGGCUGACGAUGCUAGAGCCAAUACAAAUAAUACUGAAGCCAAGGCUGAUGCUUCCGAAACUAACAUUGAUGCUACUGAAACACAGGCUGGCGAUCCUGAAGCUAAGGUUGAAGCCAAUGUUAAUGCUUCCGAAGCUAAGCCUGAAAAUGCUGAAUCUAAGCUCGAUGUUACUGAAGCCAAGGCUGACGAUUCUGAAGCUAAGACCGAUGGUACUAAUGCAAAGGGUGACAAUACUGAAAUUAAGAAUGAAGCCAAUAUUGAUGCUACUGAAACCAAGACUGAUACUUCUGAAGCGAAGGCUGACGGUACUGAAGUCAAGAUUGGCGACACUGAAGCCGAAAAUGAUGGACGGGAGGCCAAGAUCGACAGUUCUGAAGUCAAUGUUGAAUGUAGUGAAGCCAAGAGUAAUGAUACUGAAGCAAUUGCAAUUAGUCCUGAAGUUACAGCUGAUGAUGGAGUUAAGCCUGAGGAUUCUGAAGCCAAGGCCGAGGAUACUGAAGCCAAAAGUAGUGAUAUUACAGCCAAUAUUCAUGAUACUGAAAUCAAGACGGAUGAUAACGAAGCCAAAGGUGAUGAUACUGAAGUCAAGAUCUAUGACACUGAAGCCAAGAGUAAUGAUACUGAAGCCAAGACUGGUGCUAACGAAACCAAGGAUAAUGACACUGAAGCGAAUACCGAAGAUACCGAAGCCAAGGCCAGUAAUGCUGAAGCCAAGACCGAUGAUAGUAAAGUAGGAACCGAUGGAAGUGAAGCCAAUACUGAAGCUGCUGAAACAACGGCUACUGACGCAAAGGUAGAUGCUACUGAAGCCAAGGCAGAUGAAAGUGAAACGAAGCCCAGUGAGACCGAAGGCAGGAUUGGUGAGACUGAAGCGAAACCAGAUAAUACCGAAACGAAGGCUGAUAAUACUGAAGUCAAGGCUGAAGACACUGAAGCCAAGGUUGAUAGUACUGAAGCUAAGGCGGAGGACAGUGAAGCCAAGGUUGAUAAUACUGAAGCCAAGACUGGUACUACUGAAGCCAAUGCUGCUAAUACUGAAGCCAAUGCUGCUAAUACUGAAGCCAAUGCUGCUAAUACUGAAGCCAAGGCUGAGGACACUGAAAGCAAGGUUGAUAAUACUGAAGCCAUGACUGAUAGUAUCGAAGCCAAGACUGGUAUUACUGAAGCCAAUGCUGAUAAUAAGGAAGCCAUGACUAAGAACAACGAAGCCAAGGCUGACGACACUGAAACUGUGGCUGAUAAUACGGAAACCAAGACUGCGGACACUGAAGCCAAGGCUGGUAUUACUGAAGCCGAUGUCGAGGUCAAGGCUGAUGAUACUGAAGUCAAGGAUGCUAAUACCGAAGCCAAGGCUGAUGACAUUGGAGCUAUGGUUGACAGUACAGAAGCCAAGUUGGAUGAUGCUGAAGCCAAGGCUGAUAACACUGAACCUAAAGCUAAUAAUACUGAAGCUGAAGCCGAUAAUACUGAAGCCAAAGCAGGUGAUACUGCAGCUAAGGUUUCUGAUACUGGAGCGAAGGUUGAUGAGUCUGAAUGUAAGGCUGAUGGUACUGAAGCUCUGGUCGAGAAUACUGAAACUAAAACCGAUAUUACUGAAGCCAAGGCAGGUGAUGCUGAAAUCAAGACUGGAGAUACUGAAGCCAAGAUUGGGGAUUCUGAAACCAAGGUUGAUGAUACUAAAGGCAAAGAUGGUGAUGCCGAAGCCAAUACCGGUGACACUGAAGCUAAGGCUGAUGGUGUGGAAGCCAAGACCGGCGACUCUGAUGUCAAAUUAGGUGAUGCUGAAUCCCAAGUUGGCGAAUCCAAAGCUGAAGAUACUGAAGUCAAGGCAGAUGCCAAGGCUGGAGAUUCUGGAGCCAAGGUUGAAGAUACUAAUACUACGGCUGAUUAUACUGAAGCCAAGGUUGAAAACACCGAAGCUAAAGCUGGUGAAACUGAAGCUAAAGGGGAUACUACUGAAGCCAAGGCUGGUGAUACUGAAGGGAAGAGUGAUGAGGUCAAGCCUGAUGAUCCUAAAGAUAAGCUCGAUUAUACUGGUGAUACUCAAGAUAAGGCUGACUUUGAAGCCAAGAUUACUGACAGUGGAGCUAAAUCUGAUAAUGCUGAAGCUAAAACUGACGAUUCUGACGCAAAAGCUGACGAUACUGAAGCCAAGACCGAUAAUACUGAAGACAAUACCGACAGAACUGAAGCCGAUACUGGUGAUUCUCUAGCUAAGACUGGGGGUUCUGAACCGAAGACUGAUAGUACUGAAACCGAGAAUAAAAGCAGCGCUAUUGAUACUGAAGCCAAAGGCAAUGAUACUGAAGCCAAGGUUGAUGAUGGUAAACCUGUAGGUAAUGAUAGCAAAGCCAUGGUUGAUGUUACUGAAGGUAAAACUGAUGUUCCUGACAGUAAGGCUUCUUUUGAAUUCAAGGUUAAUGAUACUAAAGCCAGUGCUGAUGGUUUUAAUGCUGAGAAUGAAGAUCAAGCUGACUUUAUGUCAUAUGAAGGUAAGGUAGAAGGGAAUGUUGGGUUAGCUGAUGCUGUUAAAAUAAGCGAACCAGCCAAAAAAGAAGUAGAAGUUGAAAAUGCUGUUUCAGAAGCUGAUUGCCAAGUAGAAAAUGCCCAGAAUUUAUUAGACAAAGCUAAAGCUGAGUGUGAUCCCAGUGAGAGUAGAGUAGAUGAUUUUGAAACCAAGGCUAGCAGCAAGGAAGAGAAAAGCGAAGGCGAAGCCAAGGUAAGUGAUGCAAAUUCUACAACAGAAAGUAAAAACGAUGAGGAUGGACCAGAAGCACAUAAAUCAGUCAGUGGAGUUACAGAUACCGAGGAUAAUAAAUCUUUGAGUAAAGUUGAUGAUACAGUUAAAUCAGAUGAGAAUGCAGAAAACACUGAAACCAGAGCAGAAGAGUCCCAGACAAUUGCUUCUAAUUCCAAGGACCCUGGUCUCUAUGGCGAAGAAACGAAUUUAGAAAUGAAUGAGAAUAAAAUGGCUAUUAUUCCUAAUAAACCAGUGUUAGUAAAAUUCCAUCAGAUGCCAGACAAUAAUACAAAUUUAGACAAUAAAGCCGAGAGUGAUUUCCAAAUACCUCGACCACCUACUCCAUAUAAAGCGGAUGCACAGAAUGACCUGCCAGGGGCUUCUUCAGUCAGUGCACCCAGUGGGCAGAGUGAUGCACUCUCUGACACCCACAUUGCUUUGGGGGCUGAAGGAGAGACGCAAGAGAACAUGGAUAAAAAUGAUGGAAAAGAGGGUUCAGAAGAGGAGAAUACUUUCAAUAAGGAAGUAACUAAUGAAAAUAAAGAAGAUAAAGCUCCUAUUCAUAUUAGUGUCAGUGACCAAGAUGAUACACCAAAUUUAGUUCAUGUAGAACAAAAUGAGAGAAAUGUAUCGGACGGCAAGUUCUCACGUUCAAAUAGCUCGUGUUCAUGUUCAAAAAUGUCUGAACAUGAGGACAAAGAGACUCAGUAUGAGGAGAGUAGCAGCAAUAUACCAGACAAACACAGCAAAGUAUUGUCCAAAGAAGAGCCUGCAGCUUCUAAAAGCAAAAACCAGCACCUAAAAGAAGACACAAAAACAACACUUCACAAAAAGAAAAAACAAAGGAAAUCUAGAAUUCUUGCAUCAUCUGAUGGAGAUCGAAAUGACACUCAAACCCUAAACAGACUCAUGACUAAGGCCAGUGAAGACCCUAGCCAUUCUGUCCUCAUAGAGGGGAUGUAAGAGGAGGACCCUGACUACUGCUCUUCCUUUCAAGCUUCUUAGGAGGUGAAAUAUUGUCAUGAGCACUGCUCACAUGCAUGGUGAGCCACUCAAAAUGUGGUAGCAAUCAAACACCUGAACCAAUAUUAUCCAGCUCAUAUAAAUAUUAAA